UAUUUUGCUGCUAUGCAUUUUGGGUAAAAGAGUUUCAACAGACAUGGCGUCUCGGGUACUCGUGCACUGUGUCCGCUCUGUAAGGUUAUUACAGCAUAGCGGGGUUAUAAAAUCCGCCAGCCAGAGAUCACUGAGUCUGGUUCCAGCGAAAUGGACGCAGCUUGUACGGGUCUCCAGUCCUGCUCUGCAGCUGUGUCGGCAGUACUGCGAUUCAACGCCACUAACCCUGCAGAGCAUCGAAGAGCGCGUCAUGAACGUCCUUAAACUGUACGACAAGAUCAAGCCAGAGACGCUUGAGUCAUCAUCUCACUUUAUGAAGGAUUUGGGACUGGACAGUUUGGAUCAGGUGGAGAUUAUCAUGGCGAUGGAAGACGAGUUUGGAUUUGAGAUUCCGGAUGCAGAAGCAGAAAAGCUCCUGACUCCUGCAGAGGUUGUACAGUACAUCGCGAGUAAAAAGGACGUGAACUAAUAAGCAAGGCUCGCUUUCCAUGCAUCAAGAGUUUUCACCUGUACCAUUUCUCUCCUGAACAUCUUUCUGUCUCUGUCAGCAGUUUUGUGUAAUGUUUAAUUAAAAAAAUUGUCAUGCAUAUUUGAACAAUAAACAGAAAUCUAAAGUA
Pangasianodon hypophthalmus (striped catfish) is the source of this 617-nucleotide messenger RNA. It is a transcript of the gene ndufab1b, whose product is annotated as NADH:ubiquinone oxidoreductase subunit AB1b. Gene Ontology annotation, cellular component: mitochondrion. The record is from RefSeq and is a predicted model, not a curated record. Gene Ontology annotation, biological process: fatty acid biosynthetic process. Bases 44 to 469 code for a protein of 141 amino acids. Gene Ontology annotation, molecular function: acyl binding; acyl carrier activity. NCBI's taxonomy places the organism in Eukaryota, Metazoa, Chordata, Actinopteri, Siluriformes, Pangasiidae. The transcript has 5 exons.